This is a messenger RNA of Symbiodinium pilosum, 2634 nucleotides long. The record is from the annotation of a GenBank genome assembly. Lineage: Eukaryota; Dinophyceae; Suessiales; Symbiodiniaceae.
AUGGUCAUCAUUUCGAAUGCAAUUUAUCUAGGGAUACAGGUAGAGAGCAUCGACCCUACCACUCCUCCAGGACCACAGCCUGCGACCUUGGCUGUGCACCUGACGUAUGCGAUCAUUUUUUCUUUUGAAGUGGUGUUGCGUUUUACAGCUGCUGGGCCACGGCAGUACGUGUGCGGUCUAGACUGGGCUUGGAAUUGGCUGGACAUGUCCGUGGUCUUCUCCUCUUGGACUGUGAUUGCACUUGAUUUCCUUUACGAGGAUGCUGCCGAUACUGGAGUGAGUUCCAGUAUACGGAUUGUUCGCAUCAUCCGUGCAUCCAGGCUGCUUCGGAUCUUGCGAACUGUAUGGGUCAUUCGCUUUGUCGGUGCCCUGCGGACGCUUGUUUCCUCCCUGGUAGAUACGCUCCGGUCGCUGUUCUGGGCUUUGCUUCUUCUCUUUCUCAUCAUGUAUGUCUUUGGUAUUCUCUUCACCGAUGUUGUCCUUGAGCACAUGCAAGCUGAAGGGGUGAUGGAUCCAAAGCUGAUCCAGUACUUUGGAUCGCUGUACACCUCCAUUGCGACUCUUUUCAGGUCGAUUUCAGGGGGCCUGGACUGGGAGGCGGCGGCAGACAGCUUGAACCCGCUGGGAAUCUUCUGGGUGCAGGUCUUCCAAUUGUACGUGGCUUUUGUAAGCUUCGCCGUGUUAAAUGUCAUGACAGGAGUUUUCUGCAACAGCGCCAUAAAAUCUGCCGAGCGGGAUCAGAAGGCAAAGCUGGAGGAUCGUCAUGAUUUCCGAGCGUUGAUGAUGAAGAUUUUCAAGCAGAUUGAUUCCAGUGGUGAUGGAAAGUUGACAUUGACAGAGUUUGAAUCGCUGUUCGAUAGUGAAGCUAUGAAAGCUUUGAUGGAGACAGCAGAAAUAAAAGCGACAGACGCGUGGACAUUGUUUACAAGUUUGGAUCAAGACGGUGACAAUCUGGUUGAUGUUAACGAAUUUAUCGAGCGAUGUUUGCAACUGCAUGGUCCAGCACGUGCGUUAGACUUGCAUUCGCUGACCCGCCAAAACAUGAAGCUCGCAGAGCAGUUGGCAACAAUUGAGUUGGCACAGAAGCAGCAGAUGCGGAUGUUCACCCUGCCAUUGCGAGGCACAGUUCAUUUUCAAGACGAAAAUUUGGAGGAUCUUCGUUACAACUGGGACUGGUGGCGAGCAAAGGUGGUAUCCGACAUCCUGUCCGUGCUGCAGACGUCCACUUGUGUGAUUGAAUUGUUGCCUGGAUGCAUAGCUAGCGGCUGGGCUGAGGCUGGCUCCUCCAGCGGAACACCUCGCUAUGCUUACGUUUGCGUUGUUUGGGGUGCCAGCGACGGCUAUGCCUUGGGUGCUUCAGUGCUCGGCAAGAAGCUUCAGGAACUACAAGCGGAGCAAGGUGAAUCGGCAGACCUGAUUCUGAUGCACACCGAUGAUGUACCCGAGAACUAUUUGGAGCAGCUCGCAAAGAUCUGGAAUCUUCAAAGCACAGAGUACAUCGACGGUGUCUCCGCCCUCUACACGACCAAGGGGACACGCUUUGAUGGCGUGUUCACCAAGCUGAGUGCAUGGAAGCUGGUUGAGUAUGAUAAAGUCAUUCUGUUGGAUAUUGACACGCUCCCGCUGAAGCCGCUCAGUGCUCUGUUUGAGCUUGAGCCGCCUGCAGCACUGGUGCGUGGAAGCAGUGACAUGGAGCACGGUGCCGUCAUAGAUGGGCGCUGUUUCUUCAGCGAGGGAGAUGGGGAGCCGGGUGGCUGGCUCCAGUCAGGAGGAAUCAAUGCGGGGGUGAUCCUUCUGCGGCCUUCUCUAACCAUCUUCGAGCAAAUGCUCAGUGAAGUGACUUCUCAACAUCAUCCAGCGCACAUUGCAGGAAAUGGCCCAGAGCAGGAUUAUCUUACGCGUUUUUUUGCUGCGAGAGUCGACACGCCUUGGCGACACAUCGAUGUAUCCUACAAUUUCCAGCUGCAUCACAUACCCUUCGCAUUAGAGCAGGUCGUGCGGUACCGAAAUCAGCUCUUUGAAUCUGAAGCUUCCGAUUGGCUUCCCCGUCGGCUCAGUAUUGACUUGGAGGACAUCAAGCUGGUGCACUUCAGCGGCGAGUUGAAGUACUGGCACAUGACGCUGUGUCGAGGGGCGGAGAUGGCAGAGGCAGAACUCUGCAUGGAGAGGUUCGUGGAGCAGAUGUUGGCCGAAUUCGCAUCCUACGGAGCUUGGGUCACCGGGGAGGAGGACUGUGUAGACUAUGGAGCUCAACGGCGGGAUGGACGCAUUGUGCUUGCUGGCAACCCCAUGGAAGACAUUACUGAUUUCGUGGCACGAGCCUUCCAACAUGCUCGGACAAUUUGUGCAGCUUCCUGCAAUGCCUGGCACAGCUGCGCACUUCGGCUCUUGCAGCAGCUGCCAGGUUUGCUUCACGAGCUGGACAAUCCGCGUGUUCCGCAAGGUUGUGCAGCAGUUGGGGCCGAAGUGGAGGUGCUGUGGCCAGAUGAAGGCUCAACGUGGCAUCCCGCGCGUGUGUGUGGUGUGCAUGCUGAUGGAACCUACACGGUACACUACUAUACGGAGGAUCGCAGCUGGUCCUCCUGCAAGGAGCGAAAUGUUAGUACUGCACGUGUUAGAGCGUUGGGGGCUUGA